UUCGAAAAGAGUUAAAAACAAUGUCAUUGAUAACAUAGGGACCUCCUUUGAUUUUGGAUCAGAGAACUCUGUCAGUGAUAGCGAAGAAAGACUUUCUCACAUUGAACCAACAACUAGCACUCUGUAUGAAGCCAUAUUCACAGACCAGAAAAUCAAUGAACAAAGCAUUGUGUUUGACAAAGAAGAAAUGCGGCUUGCCAUCCAAGACAGAAAGUUCAUUCUCAAGUCAAAGUCUAUCAAAUGGAAUGAUAAAGACGCAAAAAUCCACAUUUUUGAACAGAGCAAACUAAUUUCUGCUAAAGCUCUGAAUCCUCAUAUUAACAAUGAGCAAUACAAACUCAUUAUGAGUCAGUAUGCAUCAGAGCUUACAAAGAUGCUCCAGAAAGUUGAUCGAGAACUCUCUGAAGCAGAACGGAGCGAAGAGCAGUUCCAGGAACUCAAGAAGUUCAUUAACCGCAUGACUUCGGUUAUGCGAGAGAUCUUGGCCACCAUCAUAUUUGACGGCGAAAGCCCAUGUGAAGAAUAGGAGUCUGAGUUCACGAUCGACUCGUUGUGAGCUGAAGUCAGAAACACUAUCAAGCCUAGGGCUAGAGAUAAAGGCAUCACCAUAGAGCCCGAUGUGCAUCCCAGACUAGCAGGCGUUAUUGUGAACGCAGAGAGAGCCACUGUGAAGCAAAUAUUGUUACCACUGGCACUAACUCGCUUAUCAAAAUGAGAGCUGGAUAUAUAAAAUAUUCACACUACUAUAAAAAUAGAUACCCUGCUCUAACUGAGAUCAAAGAGCUCUUGAAACCCAGCUCAGUUUCUAAGAACAAGGACAAAUUUCUCACCAAGAUUUUUGCAGUCACUGCUCAGAAAGAAGUCGUUGAGAACGAGCAGAAGCUGUUCGACGGAAUCAUUCUGAAGCCAAUUUCAAUCGAAGGACUCAGAAAUGUUGUCAAAUAAAAUAUAUAAAAUUUCAAU
This is a messenger RNA of Moneuplotes crassus, 963 nucleotides long. NCBI's taxonomy places the organism in Eukaryota, Ciliophora, Spirotrichea, Euplotida, Euplotidae. The record is from the annotation of a GenBank genome assembly.